ACCUCGUCCUGAUAAAAUGCAUUAAUAUAGAGCCCUCAGAAUGAAUCAUGUAAAUGCCCAUGCUGCCUCGCUAUACCAGUUUUUACCUUUUUUGUUAUGUGCUUAAAGCUUGGAUAAUCAUUUAAUGUGUCAUAUGCUAAUGUUGAGGCUUUUUGCCAAACAAUCCAUUGAAGAAAUUUUGUUUACAAGUGUGUGGAAAGAGAACAGGACAUUUCAUGUUAAAGAGAAAAGGGUGCCCAAACAAAUCAUGGGAAAAUCUGUCUCUGCCCUCAAGGGUCUCUCUCUCUCUCACCCCCACUUUUUGCUUAUGACCAUGGACGUAUCCGGCCCCCACAGCGCAGCCCCCGCUGUGGGUCCCUGGUGUAGUUGUAGGACUAUGGGAGAGGUAUAAGAGGGGCGUAGAGGAAAUGCACCGGGCACUCUGUCAUGACCGAGAGUCAGGACGUAUCUCUUAAAGCUAAACGCUACAUUUUGGAACUGAUGGAGCAGCUUGGAUGUCACAUUCACUAAAGGGCUCCUUUACUGAUGCAACUCUUUAGGCUGUGAAAAUAAGUCUACAAAAUGGACAACAUUACUGCUAACCGUAAUUUGGGACUCAAUCUCACGUGUAACAUGACCGGGAACCACAAAUUCAUCUUCAUGUUCAUCCCCAUAGUCUACAGCUGCAACUUUAUUAUCGGAAUUGUAGGCAACAGCCUGGUAGUCACUGUCAUCUACUUCUGUUUGAAACUGAAGACUGUUGCCAACAUAUUUGUUUUGAACUUAGCCGUGUCAGACUUGACUUUCCUCCUAACCCUGCCCAUUUGGGCCAUAUACACCGCAACAGGCUACCAGUGGCUUUUUGGAAGCUUCCUAUGUAAAGCCAUUGCUGGUAUGGUUCUCUUUAAUCUAUAUACUAGUGUUUUUUUCCUCACCGCUCUCAGCAUUGACCGGUAUCUGGCGAUCGUUCAUCCCGUCCGGUCCCGGCGGUGCCGUACGGUGGUCUACGCCCGUGUGACGUGCAUCUUGGUUUGGAUAGUUGCUUUUCUUUUAAGCCUGCCCACAGCCCUUAUCCGUAAAACCCACUUGAUCCAGAAUAUCAAUGUCACUGUAUGUGGCAUCCUAGACAAAGGAGAUAUUCCCAAUGUGCUGGUAACUCUCAGUCUGAUGAAGAGUGUUCUUGGGUUCAUUCUGCCUAUCACCAUCAUCCUCACGUGCUACUGCCUGAUCGGUCGGGCUCUGCUCAAAGCGCGGGACAUUCAGAGGAAUUCGAGAUCGAACGGGGACGAGGUCUUGAGCAUGCUGGCCGCCGCUGUGCUGUCGUUUUUCCUUUGCUGGGCACCGCAUCAGAUCUUCAACUUCAUGGACAUGCUUCUUCUGCUGAAAGUGAUCACCAACUGCGAUGUCAUUGAGAUCAUUGACACCGGAAUGCCGUUCACCAUUUGCAUUGCCUUUUUCAACAGCUGUAUGAACCCAAUCCUGUACGGUUUUGUUGGGAAGAACUUUCGCAAGAACUUGCUGAAGCUGUUGAGGUGUUCCUCGACUUCUGUGGCCUCUCACCCCACCCUCAGCUCCAAGAUGAGCUCUCUCUCGUAUCGAGCCACGGAGUCUUUCCACCUCUCCGUCAUUAAAACCUCCUCGCUACCUAAAGCCACAUGAGAAAACCAGGAAAACAAGA
Rhinichthys klamathensis goyatoka is the source of this 1657-nucleotide messenger RNA. It is a transcript of the gene agtr1a, whose product is annotated as angiotensin II receptor, type 1a. The transcript has 2 exons. Bases 562 to 1638 code for a protein of 358 amino acids. Gene Ontology annotation, molecular function: angiotensin type II receptor activity. The record is from RefSeq and is a predicted model, not a curated record. Lineage: Eukaryota; Metazoa; Chordata; Actinopteri; Cypriniformes; Leuciscidae. Gene Ontology annotation, cellular component: membrane. Gene Ontology annotation, biological process: regulation of vasoconstriction; G protein-coupled receptor signaling pathway; immune response.